UAUUAUAAACAAACUUCUUUGGUACGUAAAGUUAAUUGCAAAUGAUAUGAAGUAGUUGAACUCGAAAUGGAGAUUUUAUUGUCUGUUAAUAAUCUAAAAUCUCUGUGCCGCAUUUGCUGUGAGAUAGGGAAUUAUGAAAUAGGAAAACAUGAAAUUUCCAUGCCAAACUUGGGUAUACGAAUAAGUGUUUCUGCAAUGUUUGAAAUAUUUUGUGACUGGGCUGUACUAAAAAGUGCAAUCCAAGAUUUAGGUGAAGAUUACCAUAUGAUAUGCAGUGAAUGCUUGAACAAUCUAGUCUCCUGCUAUAUUUUUAAUAAGAAGUUAAAAGAUGGUUGGAUGCGUAGUGAACAAAUGCUUCGGGAUGCAAUUGAUUUGGAAACGGUUGCAUUAGAUCUUGAGACACAUGAUGUUUUAGAUAAAAAAGUGCAUGAUGUAGAUGAUAUACAAGAAACUGAUCAAGCACAAGAAGUAGUUGAUGAACAAUGUAUGGAAGAAUACAAUGUUAAAGAACCUCCCAUUUGUACAAUGAAGAAGAAAAGAUAUUAUCCAGUUAGAAGAAAAGUGAAUAAAAAAAGAAAUCAAAAUAUAGAAAUUACAACCAAAAGAGUUUUGUAUAAUAUGAGAAAAGAAAGCUCCUUACCAUCAACUUCUAAACAAGCAAGAAGAGAACAAACACUUUUAAAUAAUAUGGUUAAUAAAAAUAAAUCUAGAGAAUUGGAAAUGGAAGAUUUUGGUCCCAAUAAUCACUCAACUGCUGGUACUUAUAUGCCCAAUUUGGAUGAUGCGGUUUUAAUCGUUUCAAAUUUUUUAUCAGGCAAUGAUGAUAUGAAUGAUACAGUGCAUAGAAGUAGCGAUCCAUCUAUUCAUAAAAUAUGUACUGUUGAAUAUGGAGCAGUCGAAAUCAAAUAUAAAGACUUACAUAAUAUGAAUAACAUCGAUAGUGCCAUCACAUUGUCAACGACUAAUCAAAUUAAUGGAGAUACGGUUUACUCUUGUACGUUUUGUAAUGUUAUAUUCUCUGUGCAGCAGUUGCUAAAAGCACAUUUGCUUAAAUAUCACGUAUGUCAAUACUGCACAAUAUCAUUUAAAAAACCCGAAGAUCUAUACCAACAUGUACAUACACAUCAUCAACAGCACCAGUGCGUCAUUUGCAAAAAAAAUUACACCACAAAUACUAAUUUAAAGGUACAUAUUCGAAAAAUGCAUGGAAUUAAGAUACCGGCACAUGUAUCCUUACUCGGUAUUAAAGAAGGUUCAUGUAAAGAAGAGAUCUGCAUGGAUGAACUGACAUAUGAACAGCCUUCAUAUGAGGAUGAAGUGCCAACGUCCAGUUCGAGUACACAUUACAAUAACACUACUGAUGUAUUCAAUGAACUCGAUCAAUUUGCAGACCACGAUGUGAAUCACAUAAAACACAAUUAUGAUUGUAUCGAAUAUAUUGAGUAUCCUGAACAUGGUACAAACUAAAAAUGUAAUUGAAUUGACAUUUCUUGG
This is a messenger RNA of Teleopsis dalmanni, 1494 nucleotides long. RefSeq lists its product as uncharacterized. The record is from RefSeq and is a predicted model, not a curated record. The coding region runs from base 67 to 1467 and encodes 466 amino acids. Gene Ontology annotation, cellular component: nucleus. Gene Ontology annotation, biological process: epidermal cell differentiation; regulation of transcription by RNA polymerase II. The transcript is spliced from 2 exons. Gene Ontology annotation, molecular function: RNA polymerase II cis-regulatory region sequence-specific DNA binding; DNA-binding transcription factor activity, RNA polymerase II-specific. NCBI's taxonomy places the organism in Eukaryota, Metazoa, Arthropoda, Insecta, Diptera, Diopsidae.